Messenger RNA from Tilletiaria anomala UBC 951, 1030 nucleotides. RefSeq lists its product as uncharacterized. Lineage: Eukaryota; Fungi; Basidiomycota; Exobasidiomycetes; Georgefischeriales; Tilletiariaceae. The transcript has a single exon. The record is from RefSeq and is a predicted model, not a curated record. Bases 275 to 844 code for a protein of 189 amino acids.
GCACCAGGCUCCAAGCAAGCUGGAGAGUGAAUAAUAAGCAGCUUGGUUGUUGCUGGUGGCUCUGGGCUCGUCCACCGUCCGCUCGAUUCGGGACAAGACUAUCCAUGCGCCGGGGGACUGCCAACGAAGCAUUGAUGUGUUGCCCUCUGCUCCAAGCUCUCUGUCAGUCCAACGAGGGCCUCAGCCCGUCCGAUUGCUCUAGCGUAGAUAUGCAUGCGGCUUUGUGCGACCGUUGAUUAUGUAAUGUGGUUCGAAGUCGGCGGAAUCAUAGUAGAUGAGAAAAGCGUGCGGUGCGGAGCGCUGCCUUGGAUUCUUGCCCCUAACCCUCAUUCACACAACAGUUGCUAGCCAUCCAUCCAGCCCCUUAACCCGUCCCAACUCGCCCCGCACCAGUGUACAACGUAUUAGGCGGCGACUGCGACAACGGCGAUCAUGGGCCAGCCGUCAGCGUGUUUCAAUGUAUGCCGUACAUCGAUGCAUACCCUCGACCCAAAAUUCACAGAUCACCCCUGGCCCUCAACCCAUCGCUCACAAUAUCCGUCAAAUAGAUAGAAGGCGGUGUGUGGAUGCGCACCCCGUCAUCAUCCUUGGGAACUGCGCUCGCCCGCUCGCUCGCUGGUGCGUUUGCUCUCGCCUUCUUUCUCUGCUCAUCAUUCACAGUGUAUUUGCGGCCAGAGAAACCCGCUGCCCUGAUUUUAUCUCGUGCGUGCAGCGCUCCCGUCUGCUCACUGUAGCCAGGCCAACCCAGCCCAGCCCAGCUAGGGCUGGUCCAGUCUGUCUCAACGCCGCAUGUCGGUCGCUCCGCGCAACAAAGCCUACGAAGGACACCUGCACCCACGUGUGACGUAUAUCGCAUUGCCCCUGCUGUACCUGAUGGGAGUUUUUUCCCUUCUCUGUUCAAGCCGUAUUUUGCAGGCCUCCGUGCAAGUGCUCGCUGGCGCACCGACGGCCCUGUGCACCUGUGGUUCUUCUCGCUGCGGAUGAUAAACAUGCGCCGACGUCAAUGUAAUAUAAAGGCUCCGUCAUCGUC